UUCAUCAUCACCCAAUCCAUCAUGUCUGACGACGAGAACGACCUGUUCGGAGGAGACGACGCCCAGGCGCCAGUUGUCGCCCCUUCGCCCGGCGCCGAGAGCUCAAAAAGUGUCCAGAAGGAGGAUGUCGACGACGAGGACCAGGACCAGGAUCAGGCCAACGACCUGUUUGGAGAUGACGAUGACGACGACGAGCGCCGGCCACCACGGUCCCGCUCGACAACGCCCGCACGCUCCGACCGCUCGGGAUCGCGCAACCCGCUCGAGUAUGCCGAGGAGGAUGCCGACGUCGAGGAUGUCGAGGAGACGUGGGGAACCGUCGCGGUGCCGACCUGGCCUAGGCUGCAGCCGAGCGAUGGCAAGGCGUGGCACCUCAAGCUCCCGGCGUAUGUCAACAUCGAGUCGCGGCCAUAUGAGCCAGAGUUCUACCGCGAGACGAUCGACCACGACGACGACCCGCAGGACAACAUUGCGGCCAAGGGCAAGAUGAUUGGCGUGCGCAACACGAUCCGCUGGCGCUGGGUGACGGGCGGGGACGGCAAGCGGGUGCGCGAGAGCAACGCGCGCAUGCUGCGUUGGAGCGACGGAAGCGUGUCGCUGCAGCUCGGCAACGACUUGUUCGACCUGGCAACCAGCUACGGCACGACACUGGCCCGGCCGCAGGACCCGUCGAGCUCUAAAGCCGAGCAAACUUCGGGCUCGACAGAGACGACGUUCCUCUGCGUCGAAGCGUCCGAGGAGAGAGUGCUGGUGACGGAGCGUGCGAUUGCCGGCCAGCUCAGCCUUGUCCCCACGUCGAUGGACUCAAAGACGCACCGCGAGCUCGUGAGACACGUCGGUGCGCAGCACACCAAGCACUCGCGCGUCAAGAUCCUCAACGACUUGAAGGACCAGGACAAGGUCAACGAGCUGCUGCUUCGUGCGGGACCGCAGAAGCAGGUGGUGACGAAGCGCCCGUCGCGACCACGCAACUCGCAGGGCGGCCCCGGUGGACGCAACCGCCGGCCUGUCAAGCGCGGGAGCGAGGAUGAGGACGACUACGGGUACGACAGCGACGACCGGCGCGCGCGGCGGCGCGAGGCGGCGCGGGACCGCGAGAUGCAGGACUACGACGAGGACGACGGGUUUGUCGUCGCCGACUCGGACGAAGACAGCGACGCGUACGGCUCGAGCAAGAAGAAGAAGAAAAAGAAGGGCAGCAAGAAGCGCGGAUACUCUGACGACGACCUCGACGAGACCGAGCUCGCCGACAGACGUAUCGAGGCGGCUGAGCGGGCCGAGCGCGAGAAGAAGCGCCCCAAGACUGGCGACGCGGGCAGCAGCAAGAAGAAGAGCAAGAGCAAGGAGUACGUUACGUCGGAUGAGGAGGAGGAGGAGGAUGCCGAGGGCGAGCCGGAGGACGAGGACGCGGAUGGUGACGGUGACAUGGACCUGGACGUGGAGAGCGAGGAGGAGGACUAGGCGGGCGCGGCGCGGCGCCGGCGUCGCCAUCAGGCGCCGGAGCGAGCGGGGUAGCUAAGGCGAGACGACGAGAUGUGUCCGAGAACGACCAGCAUGGCAGCAUUAUUUCCAUAGAUAUCUAAAGUGUAGGUGGCGAAGAGCAAAUGUACUGCAUAGGGCGUG
Vanrija pseudolonga is the source of this 1623-nucleotide messenger RNA. It is a transcript of the gene Leo1, whose product is annotated as RNA polymerase-associated protein LEO1. Gene Ontology annotation, cellular component: nucleus; Cdc73/Paf1 complex. The record is from RefSeq and is a predicted model, not a curated record. Gene Ontology annotation, molecular function: RNA polymerase II C-terminal domain phosphoserine binding. Bases 22 to 1461 code for a protein of 479 amino acids. NCBI's taxonomy places the organism in Eukaryota, Fungi, Basidiomycota, Tremellomycetes, Trichosporonales, Trichosporonaceae. Gene Ontology annotation, biological process: positive regulation of transcription elongation by RNA polymerase II; transcription elongation by RNA polymerase II. The transcript is spliced from 2 exons.